Messenger RNA from Labeo rohita (rohu), 1556 nucleotides. RefSeq lists its product as uncharacterized. Lineage: Eukaryota; Metazoa; Chordata; Actinopteri; Cypriniformes; Cyprinidae. The record is from RefSeq and is a predicted model, not a curated record. The transcript is spliced from 5 exons. The coding region runs from base 283 to 924 and encodes 213 amino acids.
AAACAGAUAAAACACUAAAGCACAUUAAGCUUAUAAACUGUUCCAGAAACCCCCUAAUGAUGAAGAGAAACUAAACACCCACACCUUGAGUCUGGGAAACAAAGCAAACGCUGCAGUUUCAAGAUGAACUGGUCCUUUCAAGAUUUUGCAGGACAUCCUCUUUUGAGUUUCGCUUUCAGUUGAUGCCUUACAAUAUAUAAGGUGCAGGGGUACUGAACAAGACCUCACCAAACAACACUCCACCAAAGACUUGUUGAGAUUGAGAACUUGUGGCGCACUAUAAUGUCCGAAAGACGAAAGUUACACCAACAUGAUGACGACCAUGAUAUACCCACUAAACAUUUCCAACCUGAAGAUGACGAAACUGACGAAGAAUCCGAAAUACCUUCUACCAAACAGCGUCAGAAUGGUGGCAUAAAUGAAAUCGUCGAGGAUCCUAUAAAAAAGUCAAAAGUGCAAAAUACUUCUGCUUAUGUGUCAAGUGACAUCAUAGGCAUGAUUGACACAUUUGACAGACCAUUUAAAACCACUGCAGAAAGUGGUUAUGCCAAGAAAGAUUCAUAUGCAUCAGGUUUUGAAAACAAACCAGGAAAGAGGAUUCCCAAGGCUACAUACAUUGCGGAAGCAGGAUACGGACGAGCUCGUAUUGAAGCCAGUGUACUUGAGGCAAAAGCCAAAGGUCCAAACGCCUCAUUUGGUGCUGAAGCCAGUGUGGCUGGAGUCAGAGCAAUGGCUCAAGCUGAAGUUGCCAGUGCAUCAGCUAAAGCCGGUCCAGUUGGUGUAAAAGUGGGACUUGGAUUUGACACGGGUGCAUCUGUUGGUGCGGAUGGAGUGGAGGUCAAAUUCCUGGGAACUGGAAUCUCAAUUGGUCCAAAAACCAGUGUAUCUGUUCUGGGUUCAGAAGCAUCAUGUUCAGUCAUGUAAUCACAGAGGCAUUAAUUACCUUUGAAUAUUUAUGUGUAACUUUUUACUAUGUCUAAAUUCAUCCUAAAAUCCAUUCUCUGUCUCACUCUUGACUGUUCCCGUUAGGGGCAGGUUUUACGAUCCUUCCUGACACAACCUAACACUGACAUCCUGAAAAUCUGAAAACUAUUCCUAAAAUUUACCCACUUAAAUCAUUAAAUCUGUUGUUGUCUAUGACUGUUAUUGUUGCAUAGAUUUUUAUGAUUCAAUUCUAUCUCUAAUCUAUACAUUAUCACAUUGUAAGCCUAUUUAUCUAUAUUCCUGUCCCCAACAUGUUAUCUGUCAAAACUUCAACUGUUAAACUCACACUUGGGUGUAUAAUUUGGCCAUAUAUCUUACAUAUUAUGUUUUGUUACUCUAAUUUGUCAACCUCUUUGUUAUUUCUAUGAGCUGUUGCUGUGUUUUCUGUAUGAGUGCCCUAUAAGGUCAAGAACAUGUAAUAUUUCCUGAACCUACUUAGCUAAAUAAGUAUGUUUAGUUUCUACAUAUUUAGUGUCUGUUAUUGGGAUGUUUUGCAUGUGAAAUGCCCAGUUCCUCCUUUUUCGGAGUGCCCUUGUUUUAAAAUGAGUCUCGGUGCACAUUCACUUUUACAA